This is a messenger RNA of Nannospalax galili (Upper Galilee mountains blind mole rat), 2018 nucleotides long. It is a transcript of the gene Pspn, whose product is annotated as persephin. Bases 1140 to 1616 code for a protein of 158 amino acids. Gene Ontology annotation, molecular function: glial cell-derived neurotrophic factor receptor binding; receptor tyrosine kinase binding; growth factor activity. The transcript has 2 exons. The record is from RefSeq and is a predicted model, not a curated record. NCBI's taxonomy places the organism in Eukaryota, Metazoa, Chordata, Mammalia, Rodentia, Spalacidae.
AGGCAGGGAUGCCUGAAAUCAAAGCUCACCUGGUCUACAUAACAAGUUAUAGGUCAGCUGGGGCUACAGGGAGACUGCUUCAAAAAGUUUUACUAUUGUGUGUGGGCCUGCACAUGCCAUGUCAUGUGGGAAAUCAGAGGACUUUUUUUUUCUUUUUGAGACAGUCUUCAUAUAGCCCUAGCCAGCCUCCUGCCUCUGCUGGGACUUAAAGGUGUGUACUACUACGCCCGGUCAGAGGACAACUUUUGAAGGUCAGUUAAUUCCAUAUGGAUUUAGGGGAUCAAACUCAGGUCAUCAGAUAUGCCACACUUUGACCCACUGAGCCACCUCACCAGUUCCUGAGUUAGCCUCAGACUUGCAGCAGUCCUGCCUCAGCUUCCCAAGUGCUGGGCUACUGGGCAUGCACCACCUGCAAUCUCUCUCUCUUUCUCUAAAGUCCUUGGUCCAUCUUUACCCUGCAGUGUUGAUGACAGUCACUUCCCCUACUUCCUCUACACCCCUGGGUUCCGAAGCCACCAGGACCUGUGCAUCCUGCAACCCUUUCUUGCCUCCAGCCUGUGCUGUAGUCAUGUUGGCCUCUUCCAGAUUCAGGAGUCCCUGGGCCCCACAGCCCCAGCCCUCCACUAUCCCUGCCUCUCCCUCUUCCUGUUUGGAUGGUGGCUCAGCCAGGCCCGGAGACAGGGUCGUGAUGUGUUAAUCUUCCUGCUGAGGCUGUAGUGGAUAGGUGCCCACUGAGUCACCCACCUGCCAUAUGUUCAUCCUGGUCCCCAUCCAGCCCACCUAGCCCAUAUGGGGGGUUUCUGAGCCCUACACUUGCUUCUAUGUGGAAGGGCUCCUAGUGCAGGACCCACAAAGCCCCCAACUUCUCCCACCAGCCAGCAGGUGGGAUACUGGUUAGUGCAGGCUCCAGGCUUGGUUCUGCCUGAUGGUGUGGCACUCAUAAAUCAAGGGAUGUCCAGGGUGUUGGAAAUGGAAUGUCUGGGUAGGUGAGCCCUUAACUCUUAGUUAGCAGUCAGAACAUGGGGACAAGCUGGCAGGACCCCAGUGCUUUCCCUUGGCGGUCAGGUUAAUCCCCAGGACAGGGAGGGGAUAAAUUCAGGGGACCAGGCUCUCCACAGUUCCAGGACCUGCUUGUUGCAAUGGAGGCCAGGAGACUCCUGCUCUGCGUUCUGUUGUUGCCCGCGCUGUGGCAAAGCCUGGGUGAGGGCCUUGACCCUCCGGGGGCUCUGGUGGUUGAAAAGGAGUUUUUGGAGCAGACGGCGGAGGCAGGAAGGACCUGGAGGCCACAUCAGGGUUCCUACCAUCCCCAUGUCCGCCUGCGCCGAGCCCCAGCGGGCCCGUGCCAGCUGUGGAGUCUGACCCUGAGGGUGGCUGAGCUGGGCCUGGGCUACACCUCAGAAGAAAAGGUCCUCUUCCGCUACUGUGCUGGCAGCUGUCAUCGCGGGGCCCGCACACAGCAUGGCCUGGCGCUGGCCUGGCUGCAAGGCCAGGGUCGAGCCCACGGCCAGGUUUGCUGCCGACCCACUCGCUACACUGACGUGGCCUUCCUUGAUGAUCGCCACCACUGGCAACGGCUGCCCCAGCUCUCAGCUGCUGCCUGUGGCUGUGGUGGCUGAGACAGGAGUCAGCCCGAUGCCCCAGAAUCAUGAGCGUGGGCAGCAUGGGCCUUGAAAGGCUUGGUGACAUUUAUUGGGAACCUCAUACAGUGAUGAGAGAGGGGAGCCUGGGACUGGGGCAUCAACAAUGAACACAAUAAAAACAUAUUCUCUUGGCCUUGAUGGUAGCCACCAUGCUGUGUGGGCAGGUGUCACUCUGAGUCUCCCUGGCAGGUUACAGCCACAGCAGACAGCCAUUUGAUGAUGCCUGUGUCAUCCCUUCUCCAGUUUUAUUCUCAAGUUCAUUGUCCAGGGAAUGGUCCCAGGGUUCUCAGGCUGGGGGUGGAUGUCCCCGCCUCCCUAGCCCCAUCCCCUCAGGGAUGGAACGGCAGAUCACUGAGAUACGUCGGCCCCGGGGGACCU